Messenger RNA from Capsella rubella, 534 nucleotides. Its product is annotated as cysteine-rich and transmembrane domain-containing protein PCC1. Bases 61 to 321 code for a protein of 86 amino acids. NCBI's taxonomy places the organism in Eukaryota, Viridiplantae, Streptophyta, Magnoliopsida, Brassicales, Brassicaceae. The record is from RefSeq and is a predicted model, not a curated record. The transcript has 3 exons.
CACAACACUCUCUCGUCUUCAUAAUUCUCACUUGCUCAUUCCUCAACUCCUCUAAUCAGAAUGGAUCAAUCCGAAAACAAUUCCUUUUCCGUGGAAAAACCUUUACAUACUUCAUCAGGUCCCUACACGAGUCCGCCGCCGAUUGGUUACCCGACUAGAGAACCGAUGGUUGGUGACCCUCCGGCAGGACCAGUGGAAACAACUUCCAGGGGCGUUCCGAACGCAGAAGCCCUAGACAGCGCAGUGCAAAAAGGAAGUUCUUUUUGCUGUAGUUUGUCUACGCUUUGGGGUUGCUGCUGCGGAGACGACGCGGCAACAUGAGACCGAAGUCGCUUGACCAAACCAGGAAAAAAAAAGCACUUAUAGAAGAUCCAUCAAUAUAAUAUAUUAUCUUGACUUAGAGUCUUCCAAGUCUCAAGAUAUUAUAUGUACGUAUUUUAUUGUUUAAUCCGUUUGUAAGGAGUCUCACGUUGUAUUGUUUAAAGUUUAUUUGCAAGUUUUACAUAUAUCUGUAAUGUUUUUUUUUUUUGUGUA